ACUUAUAUAGUUUUAUAAUAUUAUUUAUGUACAAAUCCUAUUUAAAUAAUGUUUUACUUUUAACAUGAACUGAAAAAAAUGGAUUGUAGACCUUGGCCAAGAGAAUCAAAAAAGAAGUGGCAAGAUUCAACCAUUGAUCGAUUCAAAACUAGUAAAACAAUAUGGCCUAUUCCUCAAAUAGAACAAGUUUUUUUGCCAGAUUUUAAAAUUAGAUCUCAGAUAAAUGAAUAUUCAUUUAAGAGCUUAGAAUUAAUUUGUAAUGGUGCAUUUGGCAAAGUUUACAAAGUUAAAAAAUUAAAUUCCAGUGGCGACUUAUAUGCUAUGAAAAUAUUGGAAAAAUCAUUGAUUGUAUACGAAAAUGGAGUACAACAAGUUAAAAAUGAAGUACAAAUUCAAUCAUUAUGUGGUCAUCAUCCAUUUAUUGUGAAUUGCCCAUAUUUUUGGCAAAAUAGAAAUCAAUUGUUCAUCGUUAGUGAGUAUGUUGGAGGAGGUGAAUUAUUGAAAUUAUUACAAAAAUGUGGACCACUACCUGAAGAAUUAUGUCGUGUAUAUUUUGCUGAAUUAGUUGUUAUAAUAGAUUUUCUACACAAUGCUGGAGUUAUUUAUAGAGAUAUAAAACCAGAAAAUAUAUUAUUAGAUGAUAAUGGUCAUCUUCAAUUAAUUGACUUUGGUCUAUCUAAAUGGCUUCCACAAGGCUGUCGUACAUCUACUAUCUGUGGAACUACUCAAUAUAUGGCUCCAGAAGUUUUACAAUCCGAACCAUAUUAUAAUCAUGCCGUAGAUUGGUGGUCUGCUGGAGUGCUCUUAUUUCAAAUGCUAACAAAUCAGUAUCCGCCAAAGUCACACGAUGAAAUCAAUAACAUGUUGGAAAAUGUUAGUAAAGGUGCUACUGAUUUGGUAUUAAAACUGAUGGAAACAAAUCAACAAAACCGACUAAAAUCAUUUCGUCAAAUUAAAGUCCAAUCAUUUUUUCAUAAUUUUAAUUUCUCAGACAUAACGUUAAAAAAGCAUAAACCAAACGAGUUAUUAAAAAAAUUGCUUGGAAAAACAACAAAAAACAAUCAAUCGUUAUCUCAUUUCGAAGAAUUUGAUGACUAGUUUAUGUGAUCCAUUAUAAACAGUGUAUUAACUAUUAAAAUAUAUGAUUUAUUUAAUUAAAUAAUUAAAACUUUAUUUUAAAGAAGGCCAUGUUAAAU
Melanaphis sacchari is the source of this 1196-nucleotide messenger RNA. RefSeq names its product serine/threonine-protein kinase S6KL (gene S6KL). The transcript is spliced from 9 exons. Bases 79 to 1098 code for a protein of 339 amino acids. Gene Ontology annotation, biological process: protein phosphorylation. NCBI's taxonomy places the organism in Eukaryota, Metazoa, Arthropoda, Insecta, Hemiptera, Aphididae. Gene Ontology annotation, molecular function: ATP binding; protein serine/threonine kinase activity. The record is from RefSeq and is a predicted model, not a curated record.